This is a messenger RNA of Gambusia affinis (western mosquitofish), 6228 nucleotides long. RefSeq names its product mitogen-activated protein kinase kinase kinase kinase 4-like. Gene Ontology annotation, molecular function: ATP binding; protein kinase activity. The record is from RefSeq and is a predicted model, not a curated record. Gene Ontology annotation, biological process: protein phosphorylation. The transcript is spliced from 32 exons. The coding region runs from base 268 to 4266 and encodes 1332 amino acids. Lineage: Eukaryota; Metazoa; Chordata; Actinopteri; Cyprinodontiformes; Poeciliidae.
GAAACGGCCCAGCGGAAGUCAGACAUUGACUGUUAGCUUUGACCACAGCAGCGAGGCAGCAGCAGCAGCAGCAGCAGCUCACAGGGAGCCCGCUGCCACCUCAACAUGGAGUAGCUGGAGCCGAGCGCCUACUGCCGAAGAGCGGAUUCCUUUGACGGGAAUACCCGGCGCCAUAUAUUUAAUUUAUCUGUCAAGAAAAACCCUCGCAAAUGAUACAGGGGCCACAUUUAGUAGAGUCACAGGGAAGCCCGGCUUUUAUUUGAAAAGAUGGCGAACGACUCUCCAGCUAAAAGUCUGGUAGACAUAGACUUGGCUUCAUUGCGGGAUCCGGCUGGGAUAUUCGAGCUGGUGGAGGUAGUUGGAAAUGGCACCUAUGGACAAGUAUACAAGGGACGACAUGUCAAGACUGGACAGCUGGCUGCCAUCAAAGUCAUGGACGUCACAGAGGAUGAAGAGGAGGAAAUUAAACUGGAGAUCAAUAUGCUUAAGAAGUACUCCCACCACAGGAACAUAGCCACCUACUACGGUGCUUUCAUUAAGAAGAGUCCCCCGGGACAUGACGACCAGCUCUGGCUGGUGAUGGAGUUUUGUGGCGCUGGUUCGAUCACAGACCUGGUGAAGAACACAAAGGGAAACCAGCUGAAGGAAGACUGGAUUGCCUACAUUUCCAGAGAGAUUCUUAGAGGUUUGGCCCACUUACACGCCCACCAUGUGAUCCACCGUGACAUCAAAGGCCAGAACGUCCUGCUGACUGAGAACGCCGAAGUAAAGCUGGUGGAUUUCGGUGUGAGUGCCCAGCUGGAUCGGACAGUCGGGAGGAGAAACACAUUCAUCGGGACUCCAUAUUGGAUGGCCCCGGAGGUCAUCGCUUGUGACGAGAACCCAGAUGCCACGUAUGAUUACCGAAGCGAUCUGUGGUCCUGUGGCAUCACUGCGAUCGAGAUGGCAGAGGGCGCGCCGCCGCUUUGCGACAUGCACCCCAUGCGAGCGCUCUUCCUCAUCCCAAGAAACCCUCCUCCGAGGCUCAAAUCCAAAAAGUGGUCCAAGAAGUUUUUCAGCUUCAUAGAGAGCUGUCUGGUGAAGAACUACACGCAGCGGCCUCCGACCGAGCAGCUGCUGAAGCAUCCCUUCAUCCGGGACCAGCCCAAUGAGCGGCAGGUCAGGAUCCAGCUCAAAGACCACAUUGACCGCACCAAGAAGAAGAGAGGAGAAAAGGAUGAAACCGAAUACGAGUACAGUGGCAGUGAGGAUGAGGAAGAGGAUCCUCCAGAGCAGGAAGGCGAGCCGAGCUCCAUCGUCAACGUGCCGGGAGAGUCGACCCUGCGGCGCGACUUCAUCCGCCUGCAGCAGGAGAACAAGGAGCGGUCAGAGGCGCUCCGCCACCAGCAGCUCCUCCAGGAGCAGCAGCUCCGUGAGCAGGAGGAGUACAAGCGCCAACUACUGGCCGAAAGACAGAAACGCAUCGAACAGCAGAAGGAGCAGAGACGGCGGCUAGAAGAGCAACAGAGACGGGAGCGGGAGAUGAGGAGGCAACAGGAGCGUGAGCAGCGCCGGCGGGAGCAGGAGGAGAAGAGGCGAAUGGAGGAGAUGGAUCGCCGACGUAAAGAGGAGGAGGAGCGCCGGCGAGCCGAGGAGGAGAAGAGGAGGAAUGACCGCGAACAGGAGUACAUCCGGCGUCAGCUGGAGGAGGAGCAGCGACACCUGGAGAAACUGCAGGAGCAGCUGCUCCGAGAACAGGCCAUGUUGCUGGCUGACGAGCGUUUCCGUAAAAACAUUCAGGGCUCCCCUCAGUCCGCCCCUCCAUCCAAGCAGCCCCCUUUGCCUCCCCGCUCCUCUGAACAUUACUCCAAUGGCGGCUCGGCUUCGGAGGCCUCCGCCAUGCACCGACCCAUGGAGCCUCAGGUCCAGUGGUCCCACCUGGCUGCUCUAAAGAGCAGCAACAGUGCGGCCCCCUCCCCUCCUCCGCCCGUGGUCUCUCGCUCCCAGUCCUUCAGCGAGUCUGGCGGCGUGAGCUCUAGCUUUGCACAGCUUCACCUGCGCUCCCAGGACCCACACCAUCACCACCACCCAUUGCCUGCACGCCCCGACCCCCAACCCCAACCUCCCCUCCACCACCCCCAGGCCCAGACCCGACUCGAACGCCAGACCAGCGGCGAGGAGGUUCCUCCCAAGGUACCAGUGAGGACAACAUCCAGGUCUCCUGUGUUGUCCCGCAGAGAGUCCCCGCUGCCGUCUCAGCCCAACCAGAGGAGCGUUGGCAGUAAUGUGGAGCAGCGCCCCCUGUGGGACAGAGUGGAGAAGCUGCAGUCUCGGCCCGGCAGUGGCAGCUCCUCGGGCUCCAACGCCAGCUCCCAGGCCAGUCCGGGUGACCGUUUCAGGCCACGUUCUUCGUCUAAAUCUGAAGGCUCGCCUCUGCAGCGUCCAGAAAACAUCCCAAAAAAACAAGAAGAGAAGAACUCCUCCAGGCCAACUCGACCAGCCGGUGACAUGGACCUGACUGCUCUGGCCAAGGAGCUGCGUGCGGUGGACGACGUGCGGCCUCCUCACAAGGUGACCGACUACUCCUCAUCGAGCGACGACUCCGGCACCACGGAUGAAGAGGACGAAGAGGAGGUGGACCAGGAGGCGGGAGAGGAGUCCACCUCAGGAGCUGAGGACUCCAGGACGGGGAGGCUGAGCAAUGGAGAGACAGAUUCAGCUAAGACCAUGCUGGUGGAAGACCUGGAGAGCGAACAAGCCACCCCCUCCAAAGAUGGCACCCUGGUCAUCAGACAGAGCACAGCUGACACAAAGCGGUUGGUCAGUCUCUCAUCUUCCUCCUCUUCCUCGCCCGGCUCUGGCCCCGGUCAGAGCGUCCCGGAGAAAAACGGCUUUCCGGGCCGCAUUCACCACCUGCCAGACCUUAUCCAGCAGAGCCAUCACUCCCCUUCCUCUUCUACAGCCAUCCUUUCCUCCAUCUCCAUGUCUCCCUCCUCCUCCUCUUCCUCCUUCCAGUCAUCCUCUAGCCAGGCCAGUCCUGGAAUGUGCUCACAGAUUCCCCAGGACGAGCUCACUGCCAUAGAGUCCCAGUCAGAGAACAACAACAUGUCCAAACACAAGUCCUCUUCGUCGUUCACGCCCUUCAUUGACCCUCGUCUUCUUCAGAUAUCUCCAUCCAGCGGCAGCUCCCUUAACAACAUGGCUGGUUUUGGUCAAGAAGGUCGACUCGCUGACCCACUGAGGUCCGACCCGUCCCGCAAAGGAUCGGUGGUCAACGUCAACCCUGUCAACACGCGCCCACCGAGCGACACUCCAGAGAUCCGCAAGUACAAGAAGAGGUUCAACUCUGAGAUCCUGUGUGCAGCACUCUGGGGAGUGAACCUGCUGGUCGGGACAGAGAGCGGGCUGAUGCUGCUGGACCGAAGCGGUCAGGGGAAAGUCUACCCACUGAUUAACCGGCGUCGCAUCCAGCAGAUGGACGUCUUGGAGGGACUCAACGUUCUGGUCACCAUAUCAGGUAAAAAGAACAAGCUGCGAGUGUACUACCUGUCGUGGCUCAGGAACAAGAUUUUACACAACGACCCUGAAGUGGAGAAGAAACAGGGCUGGGUGAACGUGGGCGACCUGGAGGGCUGCGUCCACUACAAAGUCGUGAAAUACGAGAGGAUUAAGUUCUUGGUGUUGGCCUUGAAGAACUCUGUGGAGGUUUACGCCUGGGCUCCCAAACCCUACCAUAAAUUCAUGGCAUUCAAAUCUUUUGGCGACCUCGUGCACAAGCCUCUGCUGGUCGACUUGACUGUGGAGGAGGGUCAGAGGUUAAAGGUCAUCUACGGCUCCUGCUCAGGCUUCCACGCCGUCGACGUGGAUUCCGGCGCCGUCUACGACAUCUACCUGCCCACACACAUCCAGACCAACAUUCAGUGCCACGCCAUCAUCAUCCUCCCCAACACGGACGGCAUCGAGCUGCUGGUGUGCUACGAGGACGAGGGCGUCUACGUCAACACCUACGGCCGCAUCACCAAGGACGUGGUGCUGCAGUGGGGAGAAAUGCCGACGUCAGUGGCCUACAUUAGGUCAAACCAGAUAAUGGGCUGGGGGGAGAAAGCUAUUGAGAUCCGCUCAGUGGAGACGGGACACCUGGACGGCGUCUUCAUGCACAAAAGAGCCCAGAGACUUAAAUUUCUUUGCGAGAGGAACGACAAGGUCUUUUUCGCCUCCGUGCGUCAAGGCGGCGCCAGCCAGGUGUACUUCAUGACCCUGGGACGCUCCUCCCUUAUGAGCUGGUAGCCAACGAGACGACCUCGCCCACGCAGCGACGAGCCGACGACCAGCCGUCCUGAGCCUGACCUGGAGGAGCUCCCUCUCACGCUCAGGCAAAACCGACCACAGUUUGGACUGUAACCACGAGAAUGAAGCGGGGAACGAAUGGCGGCGUGUUAGAUUUGUCGCCUGUAGGUCUGUAGUCGCCUCGCUGCCCUGCGCUUUCCUCCAAUGGUAAUCGAUUUCUUUUGUGUCACGGUAAAACUUGUAUGUAAUUAACAAAUUGUCCGGAGGGGUCGGCAAAACGCAGCUUUCGCUGUUUGGGAAAACAAAACUUGAUGUGCCAGAACUUGUGUAGCUGUUGACCUCCCUGUCAAGCAUGUUUCUGAACAACUCCAGUCCUUCCCCUCUGACCGGUGCUUGACGUGCGAAUCUGCGUCUUCACUUUGUUCGCCUUAAAGUGAAAACUCCUGUAGGGACCUUUGAUUUAUCUGUUAAACACAGGGUACAGGAUCAGCAGCUUGUACAUACAUUGUGCUGUAAGUUAUGUUUGACAGUAUCCCUGUUGGUGACGUCAUGACGCAAAAUUACACCCAGUUUUUUUGCUGUUUUUUUUAAAUACACUGUAUAUUUUGUAUGUGACUUAAUGCAUAUAAAUAAACGUCAACAAAGCAGGACGCAUCAGAUGAGCUGUAAAGGAAAAAUCUACACUAUUUAUCCUCAAUCUGUAAUAUUUUUAGGGCUCUAACUUUCUCAUGAAGGGUUUGGUUUGACUCUGCUGUCGUCAGGUUUCGUUUUUUUUUUUCCUACUGGAAAUAUAAAAACACACAAAGUAAACACAUCCAGAAAUGUGACAUUCAUCCUAUUUUUUUUCCUUGUUCUUUUUAUAUUAGUUCCAAGUAGGGCUAGGGUUAAACUGUGAAUUAGCAUGCAGGAUUAGCAGGAUGACGGGCUGGAAAAAGGGAAUAAGAAUCGGCUCUUCGUCUCUCUGCACAAUCGGGACAUUUACCCGUUUCUCGCUUCAUCUGUAGCUUUACGGUUGCCUUCGACGGGUUCCCUGUCGAUUUUUAAAUUGGAGCUAAACCCUGAAGACACUUGGAUGUUGUGUACUGCUGGAACUCCUAAAACCAGCCAUGUCACCUAAUCUCGGACCUCUUUUUAAUGACGCUCGGUUGUUUACAUAAUCAUGUCCAGAUCAAAAGGCAUCCGAACCAAACAAAUGUUUUACUUUUCAUAUCUGAAGCCCAUUCUUCACUUCACUUCCCCUCCCCUUCCACAGUAAAAAUGCAUCUGUGCUUUCAUUCAGACAACACAACUUCCUAGCAGUCGUUGCUGUCAGACGGUGCCUUCAGGUGCACCUGAGGGUGAUGGGAUCAAUAUUAGGUGCUUUUUUUGUAGUCCAGGGCUGAUGAAAUCACUCGUUCUAACAGCAGUGUUACAGAACCACUUCAGAUCUUUUUUUUUGUUUUUUUUACUUAGUCUUUGUUUCUGACAUUUCUCUACAGAUAAGUAUGCGACUGCAGUGGUUUUUAAAUUGUAAUGCACACCUUAUGUUCGAAAUGUUUACAGAAGCAGAUGUUUUUCCUUUUGUUUUGCUUUUUUAUAAUAAAAAAAAGCCCCAGUGUGUGUCAGUAUAAAUAUUUAUGGUUUAUUUUUAGGCUAGACUCCCCCCAUGUUUUGUAUUUUGUAACCCUCUUUGUAUUAUCAUUUUAGACGUUUCUGUGCAGGGAUAAUCAAUUUCUGCUCAAUAAGUCCACAGUGUCAUUUCACUUGAUUCCUCUGCAUCCUUCGCAGUGCACAGUAGGCCGCUGGCUGUGUGGCAGAAGAUGUUUUCCACUACCCAGGUGACACGUUUUCCCUUAAACGUCACUCUGCCGUGCCUCUAAUUUAUGUCCUCUCUGUGUGUGCUAUGGGGAUUACUGUGUUUUACUGAAAGUCUUUUUUUUUUUUUUUUUUUUUCCUCUGUUGAAUAAAAUCAGAAGUGAUUUA